UAAAAGAUGUAUGAUUUGGAGAGCAGAGUGUCUCCUAAUGAGGGCUGCACCGGCUCGCUCCACACCCAUAAAAACCCUGGUUGGACGUCAAAGCGGAUUCGCUUCGGUGAUGCUGGGCUAAAGGGGCGCAGCGAGGACUGGCUCCCUCCCCGCCAGCCCAGCCGAGCCCAGCGCCGCGCCGGGCUCCGUCCCUCCGGAGCCGCCGGGAGGGAUGCGCCGGGCGGCGCCGGGGCCGGGGCCGGGGCCGGUUCCUCUCCGCCGCACGAUAAAGAAGCUCGUGGACCGUUUGCAGGGAUGUCGGUGAAGCAAGCGGGCUGCCUCCCCGCCUCUGCCCAGCGCAGGACCAGAGGCUGACUGGAAGCUGACAUGUUGCCCCCUCCAGCCCCUGCUCUGCUGUGCGAUGCCCAGCCCUGCCUGCCCUGCCUGCCCUGUCCCUAGCCUUGCUCUCCACCGGUGAUACACGCUGCUUUCCCUGGGCUGCAUUUCGAGCAUGCUGCAGAAAGCCAGCGCGCAGCCGAAGCCCGGAGGAGUUUUGCGGUGAGGCCAGUUGAUAAAAGCCAAAGAGUUGCCCCUUCCCCGCCCCUGCGUGGAUAAGCAUCUCGGACAGCAAAUUUCUCUAUGCUCAGUGGGUGUCAAGGUCCUGGUCUGCAGGCUCAAAGAGGCGGGGCUGCCAUGGAAGAGAAUGUGUUCAGCGUGCAGCAGAUACAGCCCAACGUCAUCUCAGUGAGGCUCUUCAAGCGCAAGGUGGGCGGCCUCGGCUUCCUGGUGAAGGAGCGCGUCAGCAAGCCGCCCGUCAUCAUCUCGGACUUGAUCCGGGGAGGGGCUGCGGAGCAGAGUGGCCUCAUCCAGGCUGGAGACAUCAUUUUAGCUGUCAAUGGCAGGCCCCUGGUGGACAUGAGCUAUGAGACCGCACUGGAGAUACUGAGAAGCAUCGCCUCCGAGACCUACGUGGUCCUCAUCCUGCGGGGCCCCGAGGGCUUCACCACUCACCUGGAGACCACUUUUGCAGGUGACGGGACGCCGAAAACCAUCCGUGUCACCAGACCCCUCUGCCCAACUCCGAAGGCAGUUGACUUGUCCAACCCAAGCUUGCACGGCAAAGAGCAGCCACUGCCAGCAGCCGACCACACCAUGGGCUCCCUGUGGACAAGAGAGAUCAGGCGGGAGGUGGAACCGAUGGUCCACGUUAACGGCGUCGUUACCGGCAGCAAAGGGCAGGACGCCGGGAAGGGGAAGGAGGGUGCUUGUGGUCACCCUUGCCUCAAUGGCAGCGUGGAAGACAAUGAACUGCUCAAAGAAAUUGAGCCUGUCCUGGAUCUUCUGAAGAGCAGCAGUAAGGACAGCGAUGGAGAUGCACCCUCCAAGGUAGAGACAAGAGAUAUAGAAGUCCAGGUGGACUGUUUCAGGGAAGGGGAAAACAAACUGCAGAAAGCCUUACCGGCUCGGAUGGAGAACGACCGUGUCUUCGGUGACCUGUGGGGGAAGAGCAACGUGCCCGUGGUCCUGAACAACCCCUACUCCGAAGCGGAGCAGCCACCGCCAUCUGGGCGGCAGUCCCCAACUAAGAACACAGUUAAUGGAAGUCCUUCCAAAUGCCCACGGUUUGUCAAAAUCAAGAACUGGGAGACAGGCUCCGUGCUUCAUGACACUCUGCACCUCAAGACGGCGAUGGCCACCGCAUGCACUGAGCAGAUCUGCAUGGGCUCAGUAAUGACUCCUAGCCAGCAUGUCCGCAAGUCGGAAGAUACCAGGACAAAAGAGGAGGUGCUCCUCUUGGCUAAGGACUUCAUUGACCAGUACUACUCCUCCAUAAAGAGAUCUGGCUCCAAGGCCCACAUGGAAAGGCUGGAGGAAGUGACCAAGGAGAUUGAAGCCACUGAUACCUACCAGCUGCGGGACACAGAGCUGAUCUAUGGAGCCAAGCAUGCCUGGAGAAAUGCAGCCCGCUGUGUGGGCAGGAUUCAGUGGUCCAAGCUGCAGGUGUUUGAUGCCCGGGACUGCACCACAGCCCAUGGGAUGUUCAACUAUAUCUGCAACCACAUCAAAUAUGCCACCAACAAAGGGAACCUCAGAUCUGCUAUCACCAUCUUCCCGCAGCGGACGGACAGCAAGCACGACUUCCGCAUCUGGAACGCCCAGCUCAUCCGCUACGCGGGCUACAAGCAGCCCGACGGCACCGUCCUGGGAGACCCCGCGAACGUGGAGCUGACGGAGAUCUGCAUUCAGCAAGGAUGGAAGGCGCCGCACGGGCGCUUCGACAUCCUGCCCCUGCUUCUUCAAGCCAAUGGCAACGAUCCAGAGCUCUUUGAAAUCCCCCCGGAGCUUGUGCUGGAAGUGCCCAUCCGGCAUCCCAAGUUUGAAUGGUUUAAGGACCUGGGCCUGAAGUGGUAUGGUUUGCCAGCAGUUUCCAACAUGCUCCUCGAGAUUGGUGGCUUGGAGUUUUCCGCCUGCCCCUUCAGUGGCUGGUACAUGGGCACAGAGAUUGGGGUCCGGGACUACUGUGACAACUCUCGCUACAACAUACUGGAGCAAGUGGCCAAGAAAAUGAAUCUGGAUAUGAGGAAAACCUCCUCGCUGUGGAAGGACCAGGCCCUGGUAGAGAUCAACAUUGCUGUGCUGUACAGCUUCCAGAGUGACAAGGUGACCAUUGUGGAUCACCACUCAGCCACUGAGUCCUUUAUCAAGCACAUGGAGAACGAGUACCGAUGCCGUGGAGGUUGUCCUGCUGACUGGGUGUGGAUUGUCCCACCAAUGUCUGGCAGCAUCACCCCAGUCUUCCAUCAGGAAAUGCUCAACUACCGUCUCACACCCUCCUUUGAGUACCAGCCGGACCCCUGGAACACCCACAUCUGGAAAGGGGUCAAUGGGACACCCACCAAGAAGAGGGCCAUUGGCUUUAAGAAGUUAGCCAAAGCUGUGAAGUUCUCAGCCAAGCUGAUGGGACAGGCCAUGGCCAAGAGGGUCAAAGCAACCAUCCUGUACGCCACUGAAACAGGAAAGUCGCAGGUCUAUGCAAAAACUCUGUGUGAAAUCUUCAAGCACGCUUUUGAUGCUAAGGUGAUGUCCAUGGACGAGUAUGACAUUGUACACCUAGAGCAUGAAACCAUGGUGCUGGUGGUCACAAGCACCUUUGGCAAUGGAGACCCGCCUGAGAACGGAGAGAAAUUUGGCUGCGCAUUAAUGGAGAUGAAGAAUCCCAACUCCAACCUGGAGGAGAGGAAGAGCUACAAGGUCCGUUUCAACAGUGUCUCCUCUUACUCGGAUGCACGGAAAUCCUCAAGCGACGGCCCUGACUCCAGGGACAACUUUGAAAGCACGGGGCCCCUGGCUAAUGUCAGGUUCUCCGUCUUUGGGCUGGGCUCACGUGCUUACCCCCAUUUCUGCGCCUUUGCCCGGGCAGUGGACACCCUCCUGGAGGAGCUGGGUGGAGAGAGGAUCCUCCGCAUGGGAGAAGGGGAUGAGCUCUGUGGCCAAGAGGAGUCCUUCAGGACCUGGGCCAAGAAGGUCUUCAAGGCAGCGUGUGACGUGUUCUGCGUGGGGGACGACGUCAACAUCGAGAAAGCAAACAACUCCCUCAUCAGCAAUGACCGGAGCUGGAAGAGGAGCAAGUUUCGCCUGACCUACGUGGCUGAGGCCCCGGAGCUCACACAAGGACUGUACAGCAUCCACAAAAAACGCGUCUACGCAGCCCGGCUUAUCACACGCCAGAAUCUGCAGAGCCCAAAGUCCAGCCGCCUGACGAUUUUCCUGCGCCUCCACACCGACGGACACCAGGAACUGCAGUACCUGCCUGGGGACCACUUGGGUGUGUUUCCAGGGAACCACGAAGACUUGGUCAAUGCCCUGAUCGACAGGCUUGAAGAUGCCCCUCCAGCCAACCAGCUGGUGAAGGUGGAGCUCCUGGAGGAGAGGAACACAGCUCUAGGUGUCAUCAGUAACUGGACAGACGAGAACCGUGUCCCACCAUGCACCAUCUUCCAGGCUUUUAAGUACUAUUUGGACAUCACCACCCCUCCCACACCCCUGUUGCUGCAGCAGUUUGCUUUGUUGGCCACCAGUGACAAGGAGAAGAAACGUCUGCAGGUCCUUAGCAAGGGCUUGCAGGAGUACGAGGAAUGGAAGUGGUUCAAAAAUCCCACCAUUGUGGAGGUGCUGGAGGAGUUCCCCUCAGUGCAGAUGCCCUCCACGCUGCUGCUCACACAGCUCCCCCUCCUCCAACCACGCUACUACUCCAUCAGUUCCUCCCCAGAGAUGUACCCAGGCGAGGUCCACCUCACCGUGGCAGUGGUCUCCUACCGCACAAGAGAUGGCGAAGGACCAAUCCACCAUGGAGUCUGCUCCUCUUGGCUCAGUCGGAUACAGACCGAUGAAGUAGUGCCCUGUUUCGUAAGAGGUGCGCCCGGGUUCCACCUGCCCCAGGAUCCCCAGGUGCCCUGCAUCCUCAUCGGCCCCGGCACCGGCAUCGCCCCUUUCCGGAGCUUCUGGCAGCAGCGGCUUUUUGAAAUCCAGCACAAAGGUCUGAAGCCUUGUCCUAUGGUCCUGGUGUUUGGCUGCCGGCAGUCCAGGAUCGACCACAUUUACAAAGAGGAGACGCUCUUUGCCAAAACCCAAGGUGUCUUCAGAGAGCUGUACACAGCCUACUCCCGGGAACCGGACAAACCAAAGAAAUACGUGCAGGACGUGUUACAGGAGCAGCUGGCCCAAACCGUGUUCAAAGCACUGAAGGAGCAGGGAGGCCACGUCUAUGUCUGCGGGGAUGUCACCAUGGCCGGGGACGUCCUCAAGACCAUCCAGCGCAUCGUGAGGCAGCAGGGCCAGCUGUCGGUGGAGGAGGCAGGCGCCUUCCUCAGCAAGCUGCGGGAUGACAGCCGGUACCAUGAGGAUAUUUUUGGAGUCACCCUGCGUACGUACGAAGUGACUAACCGCCUUAGAUCCGAGUCUAUUGCAUUCAUUGAGGAGAGCAAAAAGGAUACGGAUGAGGUUUUCUCCUCCUAACCGGACCCUUCACCCCACGGGGAUGCCAAACCAGUCCCAGCACCUGCUGCCCCCUCCAGCCGGAGGGCACUGGGUUUUGUAUUUCACGGACACGGUGGCUCCUUUUCCACGGGGAACUGCCCAUGGAAAGCGCUCUGCCUCUCGUCCUGUUGUUGUGUCCUGAUGAUGAUAAUGAUGAUGAUUUUUAUUUCCUUUUCUUUCUCUUUCUCCUGCUCUUGUCCUGUGGCCAUUUCUUUUCACCCCCUUUCCUUUCCCUGGAUUUCCCCACUGAAGUAUGAUGGCUUUAUAACCUGCAGUGGCUCUUAACAGAACUUCACACAUCUCCCUCUUCUCAUGAGGGCAUUUUGCAGCUGCAUGAAAUCACCACCUUUGUGAUCAUCUGCAUUUUUGGUGUUUUGGGGGACAGCAGAGCUGGCAGGGGACUGGGCAAUGGCUAGGUCUUGUCACUUGACCAGGGCUGGGGGUUGUUCCCCCAGGCUCGCCCUUUCCCCAGCUUGGGGCUUGGCUGAAUCCUUGCAUUUUCAUGGCUUUCCUUUGGACUUGUACAGACCUGGGCAUAUGCCCGAGGCUGGGGGCAGUUGAUGUGCACUGCCCUCAUGCCUAUGAACUUUGUUCAUCCCCAAGCAGCCUUGGUACAAAUGUGUCUGUUUUGAUCUGAAGGGUGAAAUGUCUCUGAUUCAUGUGUCAUGAUUACUCCUAAAUUGACUCUGCACUGUAUUUGCCUCCCUCUCUGCUCCCUGUUCCCCAUGAGCCUCUCCUUUUGCUCAAUCCCCACUUUUGCCGGCAUGAAAGUCCUCCCACAGAGGAGCAAGCACCUAACACACAAGCCAAUGUGUAUGCUAGGGAAAAACUCAUGGCAAUGACUGCUGCUUGGCCAGGCUGUCCUCCGGAGGGCUUUACAGGAGAUCUGCAGCCAUGAAUCUGGUGGGACAGACUGAGGGACUGGCUGCGUUGCAGAGCUUUGCAUGCUGUGAACGUGUGAACCCUCUCCCGGGUGAGACUGGAAAGCCACGUGGAUGGGAGAGAAGCGGCUCCAGCCCCAGCUGCAAGAGGCACCUCCUGGUAACAAAGCCUCUUUGGAAGACAGCACUUGGAGGGUUACGGAGGCUCCUGGUCCUUGGCGAGGAUGUGCUGACUGAGGACUCUUGAAAGCCCGGUGAGCAUCAGCUCCACCUUAGUGCAGACUCAUGAGCAGUCCUGGGACAGCUGACCCCAGCCACUUCCACACCUUUGGGAGCAGAAAGUGCCAGCACGGAGCGAUCUGCCUGCCAAGAGAAAUACAUGUGGUGUCUUGGUGGCAAGCCAGUCCCCUCUGUAGGCUCUGCGCUACCUGCCAGCAGCACGAGCUGUCUCUGCCGGGACAUCUCAUGCGAGAAGGGACGUGAGAUCGGCUGCAAAGAUGCUGCGGGAUUCUGGGCUCUGACACGCUCACACCUCAGCCCUGCUGCAAAAAUCCGGCCCCAAAAGCAAUUUGUUAACACGAUCUCAGAAAGGUAUCAGUCCUUUUAACAGAGAAAAGCUGUCUGCAAGGUAAAGCAUACGUGACCUUGUGUGUCCUUCCUCCUUCUCCCUUCCUCACCCUGAAGAAGGUUUGUCCUCCCUCACUGCCAGGACGAGGGCAGCAGGGCAUGGCUGCAGCUCUUGCUGGAGGCAGGGAUGCAGGGUUGACGUUUUGAGCUGGUAGAUGCUGAUCCUUUCCUCCUGCCCCUCCUCUGCUGAACAGUGCACUGAUGCUUGUAUGGAGCAAAGCACCUGUGCCAGCGACAGCAGAGGAUUUGUCCAGGAGCUGUUUUCAGAGAGCUAACAUUAACUGCCCUAAGCCAAAGGUGGAACAAAAAGAGCUGCAGGAGGUUUGCUGCUCUCCCAGUCCAUGGUACAAGCUUUGCUGGUUCCCCUUGGCCCCAGGCUGUGCAGUUAUCUCCACCCUCAGCCAGGAGCUCCUGCCCUUUCCCGCUGCUUGGCUGGCCACGUCCCCACGUGCUGUGACCAUCUUCUGCAGCUUUGACUCCCUGAAGCAGCUCCAGCUCCAAAUCCAGGAGCAAAAGGCCUCAGAGGCACUGGGAGAAUUUGAGAUCCAGGUCUCAGGUUUGCUGGUCCCCAGCAGAGCAUCUAGCGUGGCGUAAAAUGCGAAUGAAUGCUGCCACGGUGUGGCCAGAGCUCAGCUUGCUGGGCUGGCAGAGCGGCCAGUGCAGGGCUGGGAAUCGGGUGCAAGGCUGGGUUUGUGUCACUGCCUGGGGACUUUGUGACCUGGAGGUGAAAGCAGGAGAGGACAGGAAAAAGGGCAGCCCAUGGUCCACCUCUGUGGGUUGUGCCCUAAUCCCAAGGCAGGCAGCGGGAUGGGGGAGCUGGGUCCCUUUGCUGCUGUGAUGUGUGAAUUUGGGCAAAGAUCCUGUCUGUGGAGAACAACUCCCUGGCCCUAGAGCUGUGACCAGACAACAGUCCUGGCCCUAACUCCCAAUCCUACGGCUGCAGAAAUAGAGCUAAAGUUAAAAAAAAAAAAUCAAACUCCCCUUCUUUUGGGAAAUUUGAUUCUGCCUCUAGACUUUGUGCUCUGGUCCUCUGUUUAGCAGAAGGAGUGAUGCAACCUGAAGAGGAAGUAGUGCCCAGAGAAAUGCCCUUGUCUUCGUCCUCUUUCCAGCUCAUCCUGUGUUGCUGGCAUUUAGUUUUCUCCUGUCCUGCCUUCUGCCUGUAUUGCUAUAACAUCUCCCAUCUGGAAGACAUAUUGCUGCUGGAGCCUGUGUCUGAGCUGAAUUGGCUGGCUUUUCCUGCACCCCAAAACUUGCUGCCUCCAUCUCCCCCUUCCACCUGAGCCGCCAGUGAAAACAGCGGGCAAGCGCAGCCAAGAAGGGAACGGGGUGCGUGCCUUGCCUUCGGUGGGAUCUCCAAAGGGGUCUGUGCCAGGCAGACAGCCAAAGCCAUUUCAAAUUCAACAGGCAUCGGGCAGGUGAGUCCUUCAGAGCCCUUUGGAAGGGAAAUGCUGGUUUAAGGCCUGCCUCCCUGCCUGCCCCUGGAGAAGAAACACCCUCCCUGCCGUGAAGGUCCACAAAGCUAAUACGUCCCCCAGGGCUCUGAGCUGCCUCUCUGCUCCCUCUGCCUGAGUAGGACCGUUUGCUCCUCACAAGCUGCACCACUGGGAAUUUUGAUUCACUGUUUUUUUGUUGAGUCAGCCUCAGGCUUCUUAACUUCUCCAUCCUCCUUACCUGCAGGGACUUCGCGCUCCCCUCAAGCUUAAUUUUCUCCCGCAGUGAAGGGGAAAUAAACUUGUGGAUCUGCGUUAUCAUUCCACAAAUGUGGUUCUUCCACCAGUUGUCUAGACUCUGCUCAUCUCAGUGUGACAUUUCUGACGCGUGGGUGUAGCCGCAGUAUCUCCAGCAUGCAUAAACGGCAGCGAGCGAGGCCAUGAGCUGCCCAGGGGUGUUAUCCACGGAGGGGUUGUGCCUCUUGGGCACUCGGUUCACAAAUCUGUCACCUCUGGGUGCCUGCUGCCCAUCCAGGAUCCUGCACAGCCCCACAUGGCUCCUGCGGCGAGGGCUACUGGACCUGAUGGGACACCCAGCCGGAUCCGGUGUCCCCAUCCCUCUCCUGGCAGAUGUCCACCACCACCACUGCCUGAUUUGAGCAUCUCUGCUCUUUUUCGCUCCCCAGGUAUUAAAAAUAAAGAGGCUCUUCUCUAAACAGAAGAUUUGAGUUUCGAGACACCAUGAAGUGAGGGGUUUUGCAAAGGUCUUUCAAAUGUCCACAGAAAGCUAUUAUGUGAACUUGAAAACUCAUGGGAAACAGUCCUCUGUUUUCGCAACCUACUGUGCCUGCUAGCAGCAAAAAAUAAGUUGUUCGUUCAGUGCAAGGUUAUCUACUGCCUGUGUUGCUGAUGACUUCAAAGGUUUCAUCUCCCCAGAAGGACUGCCUGAGAGUUUGUUGUUCUUCUAUUUAUGAGAGACAGCGGGAAAAUAAUGAGACUUCUGUCAUCAGGAGUAGACUUGCAAAGAUGACACCUCCACAAUCGUUGCUGGGUACUGACUGAGCUCGUUGCACUAGAGGAAUUGAGCCAGUCACAUCCGUACUGGCCAGAGAAAUGGGGUUUGAGUUUGGGCUGUCCACUGUCCCUGUCCCCGUUCCUGUGCCUACACGUCCCCAGGGAUGAGCAGGGGCCUCUGUUCACACAGUGUGAGCCGAUGUGUCCAUGAACGACCGGCAAACUUGCAGUUGCAUCCUGAGCAAAGACGAUUGCACCUAUGCGGAAGAGGAAAUGAGAAGAGGCAGGAGCUGCAUGAACCUGUGUCCAGUCUAACUACGAUUGCUCCGUCAGUUCCUUUACUGUUAAUAUGCGACGCCUCUCGCCCCAUCCUGGGCUGGGGGGUUACCACUUCCCUCUGGAGAUCCCCCCUUCCUCCUUUUCAGCCCUGUCUGCCCAGCUGAAAGGUGCAGCAAGCUGCUCGGCACGGGAGGGUCCUGGGAACGGACUUACUGCCUUGUGCUGGGAAGAGACUAUUGCACCGGAGUUUCUCGUUCCUGUUCUCUCCAGGGAUGCUCCUAGCACACAGACACUGGGGGCUGAGGGGAACAGAUGAUUUCAUCUUACAAGUGAAAUUCUUGGUGGGCUAAUUCCCCCUGGGAUAACUGAGAGCAAGCGGACAGUCCUGCUCAGCCGUGCUCUGCAAUUAAUCUCCCAGGGAUGGGGUUUUAUGGGGGUGUGGAGGUGGUGCAAGGUUAGAGUGUGGGUACAGACUGGACACCACCUUCUGCAAGCACCAUGGGUCUGCGAACACCUACCACGCACUGGAGACCAUGUUUUUGUUAAGCUGGUGGCAGGGGUAGAGGAGGUGUUUGUGCUUGAAGCCUCAUGGACUUGGACCAAGCACAAGCCAAAGCUGCUGCCUCCCGACUUACGACCACUGAAGCCAUUACACUCCUCUGAUUUAUACUUGUGGGGAAGCUGCAGAGAGUUCCCAGUAUUUUUUGGAAGGAGAAUUUUAUGCUCAAAACUAAAUUUUGUUCCUGCUUUCACUGGGGACCAGUUCUCAGCUCCAGAAUUGCUCUGAUAACUUUGCAAUUGCUUUGAUAGUUCCAGAGGGGAGCAGUCCCUUUACAGAACAGAUGGAGACAUUUUCACUACCAUUCAACUUUGCUGUAACUCUGUCUUUCUUAUAAUAAUUUCUUCUGCUAUAACAGGAGGAGCAAAAUUUGGCCAGUGCUGAACGCUCUUGAAAACUGGAUUCCUGAACUUGGACAAAAUUCGUCUAGAAUCCGAGUCCUCCCAGAUACAAACUGCCUUCCACACCCAUCGGCUUCAGUGGCAUUGGGGAUUUCAGCAGCUUGCAAGAUCAGGCUUUCGCAGCAGCAGCAGCAGCAGCAGCAGCAGCAAUUUCAUGAUGGCAGUGUUUUUGCCUGUGUCAAUCUGCACUUGCACUUGCCUGCAAUGCAUGACUCUAGUAAUCCAUUUGAAAUCUACCCUCGACAGGGAGAUGUGAGCUCUAGCUUCUUCCAUAUGGCCGUGUGUAUUUAAUAGGACAUCAGGGGAGUGGGAGAAAGCUAAUGAGAUUGCUGCUUUAAAGCACUUGGUUCCAGAAAUAAACCAGACCUUACCAGAGGUCAGAAUAAUCUUGAUUUUAGCAUGGGUACAUGGGCAACUCAUGAAAUAUUUAAGCAUUGUAAUGCAGAUAGACCUUUUUCCUGUUGUGCCAGGAAUGAAGUAGACUAGAAACUCUUGGCCUCCACCCCUACAGAUGUUUGGCUGUGAUGGAAGUUUGAGCCAUCGAAAUCACAGGGAAAAAAAAAAAAAAAAAAAAAGAAAGAAAAAAAGCAGAUUGUGAGUUCAUAGCUGAACAGUCGCAGCUUGUUUAGCAGUGAGAGCACCUCACUGCGAGGGCUGCUGCUUUCCUGCCUUACUCAUUCAUGUACCUACCUGGCCAGAUUUCAGGGGAGGGAGGAGGGAGGAAGCACUUCAAAAGCAAGAAAAUCAAACCUAUGAGCCUUACCCGGAGAAUCCCUCGGUCGACAGGAGCCUGCAGGCCAAGGCUCUGAAGCUAUUCCUCACUGCCACGGCGGGGAAGUGGGCGAGAGCCUGGAGGUUUCUCCUGUAUCCGCGGGCCAAGGCGUGCAGGAGCUGCUCUGGGGCUGUGGGAAAGCGGGAGCGCGGAGCUGGGCUGCGGGCAGGCUGCUGCACGGCCUGGCUGCAGCGUUUGCACGCAGCGUGCUGUAGGGCUGGUUCAGAAAUCUGCUAGUGAGAGACACUACGCAAAGUAUUUGUCUUCUGGGGGCAUUCUUAAUACCUUAAAAAUUUAAAGACUCAAGAUCUAAAAGGGCAACUGAUUUGGGGCUGCUUUUUGUAGUUUUCGUGUGUUGGGUGGGGAAAGCAAACAAAAAGUAUAUCAAAUUGUUUUGGAUUAAAUCAAAUAUCUUGUUCCCACAAUAACUGCUAAUGGAGUUUUUAAAAUUUUCCAAGGGCAAAAAAACUGCCUUAAUAUGUAUCCAACUGCAUCAAGAGACUCCAAUGCUACUUGCUUCUGAGCCUGCUUUUUUCUUUUUCUCUUUGUGUGACUGUGGCAUGGAAUCACAUCUUAACAAAACACACUUUAAGUAUUCAACAGGAUGACCAGAAACAGAAGAUGGUGUUUCAGAACCUCCCUGUGCCCAGCACUGAAGUGAUGGCUUUGAAGCCAAUGAAAUUCAAUGCAGAAUUUCUGCUUUGCUAGAAUUCUACAAAAUAGGCAGAUGACCACAAUUCCCAAGGUUAAACAGGCUCUGCUGCCUUGAGAUGCCUUCAAAAAACCCUGGGAUCUGUAUGCGGAAAAGAGCUUGAGAACAGGCUCCCUGGCCUGCAGCAACAUCCCUGGCUCUUCUAGAGCGUACGCAAUUCCCCAGGCAGUAGAUGAACAGAGUAAGAUGACUUUCAGCCAGGACUCAUUGCUUUUUAGAUUGCAUGUAGUUAGAAGCAUGAGUUCUGCCAGACGCCCAGGGAAUUUGAUAUUCAGUGCCAAUUAAUUUUUGUAAUAGGAACAGGGAUUUAUUCCCUUGGUUCCAUUAGGCACCUUUGAAAAUGCAUAAGCCUCAAAGGUUGAUUUGGAUUUUUUUUUUUUUUCUGGUGGCCUUUUUCCUGAAGAGCAGUGGUGCCGAGAUGAGAAAGGAGACCAGUCUGUGAAGGGUAGCAGCUUUGGGGCAGGCGACUCCCAAACUUUCAAUUGCAGAGGUUUUCUAAACUCUUCAGAUGUGGGUAAAUUCUGCUCUGCUAGAUGGGACUCCAACCUCUCACUGCUCUCUGGUCCUCCUGCUCCUUCCUCCCUCCCCUCAGCACCUCCUCAUGUCACUGUGCCUUCAUUUGGUUUAUAAAGUGAUGCCAUGAUUUAAGACUGGCACAUUGUCUUUACUCUCACUUUGCAUCCCAUAAGACAGGUAUGUGUGUGUGUGGUGGGGGGGGUUAGCUUAUUUUGUAGCUUUUCGUGUGAUCCUAAGGUAGGUUUCUUCUGAGGUGUAAAGGGGUGGGGACAGUGGGAGCAGGGAUGAGCCGGUGUUGCAUUUGAUCAUACCAGUGCUUUAAGCGGUCAGAAACAUGGUUUUCCCCUACCUCUGAGCUCUCAAUGCUGCUAAAAUCUCUGCCAUUCGUACAAUGUACUCCAGCCCCCUCUCUCGGACUGACUCUGGCUCUGUUUGCAAGAUACCCACAUUGUUCUAAAGCAUGCACCUCUUUCUGUAUAGUUCCAAUCUUCUGAUUUUAUGGAAUACUUAUGCCUGUUUGCAUUACAGUCAAAAUAAAAAAGUGAACUAAAA
Tyto alba (common barn owl) is the source of this 12759-nucleotide messenger RNA. RefSeq names its product nitric oxide synthase 1 (gene NOS1). The record is from RefSeq and is a predicted model, not a curated record. The transcript is spliced from 29 exons. Lineage: Eukaryota; Metazoa; Chordata; Aves; Strigiformes; Tytonidae. Bases 619 to 4995 code for a protein of 1458 amino acids. Gene Ontology annotation, molecular function: flavin adenine dinucleotide binding; nitric-oxide synthase activity; calmodulin binding. Gene Ontology annotation, biological process: nitric oxide biosynthetic process.